CCUCCCGGUCUGAGGUUCACACCCACAGCCCUCGCGAUCAGCGAUCCUCCCCGCUCCCUCCCACCCCAGCAGGUCGGGCUCCUGCAACUUUCUUUGGCUUCGCAGCACCGACUUCCUCCUGGCGGCUCCUCGCAGCGGCUGCCAGCCGGCCCCGGACGAGCCCUCGACGGGCGGCGGCGGCUGACUCCCUGACUGCGGCCGGCUCGCCCCCUCGGGGCCCGGGGAGACGGCGAUGGGGGCCGCGCGGGGCCGCAGCCAGCGGUGAGGAAGAGCGCGAGCGCAGCAGCCCGGAGCCUUCACCGACGGGGCGGCCAUGAGCUCGGUGUGGAAGCGGCUCCAGCGCGUGGGGAAGCGGGCGGGCAAGUUCCAGUUCGUCGCCUGCUACCAGGAGCUGGAGGUGGAGUGCACCAAGAAAUGGCAGCCGGACAAGUUGGUUGUGGUCUGGACCCGAAGGAACCGGCGGAUCUGCUCCAAGGCACACAGCUGGCAACCAGGAAUCAAGAACCCCUACCGGGGCACGGUGGUCUGGAUGGUACCUGAGAACGUGGACAUCAUGGUGACUCUCUAUCGGGACCCGCACGUAGAGGAAUACGAGGACAAGGAUUGGACCUUUGUGAUUGAAAAUGAAUCGAAAGGUCGGCGCAAGGUGCUGGCAUCGGUGGACGUGAAUCUUAAACGCUUUGCCAGCCCCACACCCACCCAGGUGGACCUGAAGCUGAAGCUGAAGCCCCGCUCAGUGAAGGUGGUGGCGGCCACGUUGCAGCUCACCAUAUCCUGCGUGUUCCUGCGUGAGGGGAAAGCCACCGAUGAGGACAUGCAGAGUUUGGCCAGCCUGAUGAGCGUCAAGCCCUUGGACAUUGGCAACAUGGACGAUUUCGCUGACAGCGAGGAGGAGGAGGAACCCCCUAAGCAGAGCCAGCAGGAGGAUGCUAUGGGCCAAGGUGUGCCCUCUACAGGAUUGCUCCAAAAUGUGUUGACGGACUAUUUCUCAGACACUUCCUGGGAUCUGAGCACCCUGGCGGAGGAAGAGGAGGACUCGUCCGCCCAGAGCUCAAGCCAAGCCACGUCGGGCAUCGGUGCCCCUUCCAGGAACCUCAGGAAGGAAGCUGAUGCAGAAGUCCCCAAACCAGCCUGUGGCUUCCCGGACGGCAGGGCCAUCCUCCCUGGCGCCCUGCCUCUGACAGCGGAGUCCGCUCCGGCUGCCUCCCCAGCACCAGCCCUUGCAGUAAGUGGUGCCGCAUGUGCAGGGAGUAUGGGGUAUGGAGGGGCAAGCGAUGUCCGCCCAGGAGGAGUGACUGGCGUCCCAGGAGGGCCGGGCACCGGGCACCAAGCGACGGGCACCUUCGCAGAGUUGGCACGGGCGGGGGCCGAAGAGGAGAAGGAAGAGAAGGGGUCGGAGCUGUCGCCGGAUCGGCCAGCGGGCGCUGAAGUCAGGCCGACUGAUAUCUGGCAACCCAGGCCACAGAACCCUGUGACUGCACCACGGAGGAGGAAGAACCCAUUCAAAGGCCCCGCUGAGCCCCAGGACGUGCCCGUGCUGCCUCCGGUUGUCCCCGAAGCCUCCCCUGUGCGGAAACGCAGGCUGGAGAAAGCCCCACUGGCUCCAGAGCUCCCGGACGCUGCGGCUGAGUUUCCUGUGCCCGUGGAGGACAGCUCUUGCCCGGUCGCCUACGGCAGCCCAGUGGAGGAGAGUUUGCCCUCCAGGGGGUCAGCAGAUGUGCCCCACUCCCCAUCCCAGCACUGCGGCUCUGUGGUCAUGUAUCUCGCGGCAGACACGGUCCUCGCCGGACCGGGGCCUCUCGUUGUCACCGGUGGCGCAGGAUCCGUGGGGGCUUUGGACGCGGCCUUCCUGGCUUUGUCUCCCGCCGUGGGGCCGUCCCCAGCGGCAGGGUUUUUUGGAGAGGCAGCCAGAGGCGGGGCCCAGAGUCCAGCAGAGGAGGCAGCUGUGCAAGAAGCCCCUGCUGGGAUGAAGAGUGACGCUGCCCCUGGGGAGUUCACGGAUCCGGAGUGCAGGGGAGGUUGUGGAGGGGUGGCACAGCCUGGCAGAGAUGGUUCCCCGCCUGCAGUGGCGCUGGCCAGGUGGGAGGAGGAGGAGGACCUUGCGGUCACAAUGGGGCGUUCCAGCCACGAGACGGGGUCCGUGGCGGGAGAAGUGUGCCCGCUGGGGCUCCUGGCUGAACCAGAAAGGAAGCCGGCCGAAGUCAGCAGCCAGGAGGCCUGCAGCUCCGCUUCUGGAGAAGAGACUCCCUCCCCCGAAACCCUUCCCCGGCUGCAGCGACCUUGGGAAGGAGACGAGGCUGACGGGGGCAGUGACUGUGGGCCCCAGCAGCCUGAAGGCCCUGCUUCCCCCUCCGCGCUUGCCACAGAAGACUCUCCCCAGCAAGGCGGGUGUGAGGAGCAAGCAUCCGCAGAGGAGGACUUGGGGGGUGGCCACUCCCCAACCUUGGCAGAAGCUCCGCCUCCCGCAGAGAGGUGCAGCGACGAAGAGGUCCCACGGGUGGACGCAGCGGAGAGGCCAACACCUGCCCUUGCUGUCCUGGGAGCGGAGGACGAGACGGAAGCUGCCAGGAGCUGCAACCAGAGUCCCGUAGAAGCCAAGGUGCAUGUUGAACUGGAGAAAGGUGAGGCAGGCGAUGGGAGGGGUGCGGACCAGAGAGAUGUCCUGCCCGAGGCAGCAGGGCGGGAACCUCCACGAGCGGAGGAUGUCGCCUCGGAGAGAGGAGAGGAGCAAAGCAAAGAUGGCAGGAAGACCCGUCCAGAAGAUGCUUUGGAGGCCCCAGGGACACAACUGUACACUCCAGAGAAAGAUGGGAGUCAGACGCUUUUGGGGAGUUGUGGGCCAAGCCUGGAAGGGCCAGGGAGUGGCCCAGAGGAGCCCAAGAGCCAGGGUGUGCUGGACAACAGCGGAAUAAGAAGAGAAGCCGCGUCAGGCGCGGAGGAGCCUUUUGCAGAGCAUAAUUUAGCACCCGGGACCAGCGAGCCAGUGAUGGCUGCGGUUACAGCUCUUCGCCAGCCGGGCCCCCCAUCACCUCAGGAUGCUGCUUUGCCCGUCCCAGCUCCCCGUGCCCGCAAGGACAGGACCGCCCAGCCCAGCCAGCAGCCCCUGGUGCCCAUUUACACGCCCCGUGGCACAGCGUCGGAUUUAGGACAUCAAGGGGAGGCCCAGGCCGACAGCCCCAGGAACCCAACCCUCAUGAACUCCAGCCAGUCCUUGCUGGAGUGGUGUCAGGAGGUGACCUCCGGCUUCAGGGGCGUCCGCGUCACCAACUUCACCACCUCCUGGCGCAGUGGCCUGGCGUUCUGUGCCAUCCUGCAUCACUUCCACCCAGAGAAGAUCAACUAUGAAGCUCUGGAUCCCCUCGAUAUCAAGCAGAACAACAAACUGGCCUUUGAUGGUUUUGCCUCGCUGGGAAUCUCCCGGGUGAUGGAUCCGGCCGACAUGGUGUUCUUGACAGUGCCCGAUCGGCUGAUUGUCAUGACGUACCUGUGCCAAAUCCGGGCCUUUUUCACGGGGCAGGAGCUGAACGUGGUGCAGCUGGCAGGCCACAGCAACCAGACCACCUACAAGGUGGGCAAAUUCGACACGGACGCCUCUGGCUCCAUUGACCCCGCCAUGUUCUACUCCCAGCACCUCCAAAGUGCCGCCUGCCAAGUAGAGCAUCCUGGGAGGCAGGACGCUGAGGAUUCUGGGAUGAGAAGGGCCUCCGGCAGCGUGGCAGGGGUGGACCAGGAACCAGAGGCGGAGGACGCUACUCCAGAGUCUGCCGAGAGUGAGGCAAAGGCCGGUGUUGCAAAGGAUUCUGGGAACGAAGCCCCCUUGGGGGACAGGGAAGCCAGGGAUACGGAGUCCUUCCAAGCUGUGGAGCGUGCAAGUGAGCCAAUGGUCAACGGCGCCCCUUCUGUUGAAGAACCCAAGCCGGAGCCCUCCAAAGCUGUGGACGAUACUAAAGCAGAAAGCCCCGAGGCUGGUGGGAAGGCCGUGGCGGAGAUUUCUCCGAGCCUGCAGUCGUUCCUCAGGGAUGCCGCGGCGGAGACCUUGACGCCCGACGGGAAAGCACUUCUUAACGGCGCCGUGGCCAGUUCAGCCACAGCACCCGGCGCAGGGUUUCUGACCCAACUGGAUUCUGGGACGGAGGCCCCAAGGCCUGGUGGGAAAUCAAUGGUCAAUGGCACCGUGACGGAGCCAAGCGCCGAGCGGGAGGGAGAGCUCUCUGCCCGUGGGGACUCCGGGGCCGAAGCCUCGAUGCUUGGCGAGUCGAUUCAGCGGGCCGAACCGGAGGCUCCCAGGAGCCCCGGAGCAGAAGCUGCAAGGCCUGACGGGAAACCCUCGGCCAGCAACAGCGAGCCACUGGUCCCCCCUCCACGGCUGAAGCGGCUUGCCUCCCGGAGUGGUCCCGAGCGCGGCCUGCAGCGCACGCUCUCCACGGGCAGCCAGGGGCCCGUCGCCCCACCACGAUCCCACGCCAGCAAGUCCACCUUCGCUCAUGUGCGCGAUGCUGACCUGGUGAAAAAGCGACGCUCGCGGCUCAAGAGCGAAUCCCUGUCGAUGGACGAAGGGGAUGCCGGUGGUCCGUUGGAGGACCCAGCCCAAAGACUUGCCAUGGAUGAUGUUUGUGACGAAGGCUCAAAACCCCGACAGGUUACGCCGAAGGCGCAGCAGCACCCAGCUCCUCCAACUACUACCUCCCAGGAACUGCCCCAGGAUUCCGGCAUCAAGAAAAGUGCCAAUGAAGACGAGGCUCCAAAAUUCCAGGACACCAGCCAGUAUGUUGUGGCUGAACUCCGGGAGCUGGAGGCUGAACAGAAGCAGAUCGACGGACGGGCAGCCGUGGUGGAAAAGGACCUGCGAGGGCUCAUGGAAUCCGGCUCAGAUAAGCUGAAGGAGGAGGAGCUCAUCCAGGAAUGGUUCACCCUUGUGAAUAAGAAGAAUGCCCUGAUCCGGCGGCAGGACCAGCUGCAGCUGCUGAUCGAAGAGCAAGACCUGGAGCGCCGCUUUGAGUUGCUGAGCCGGGAGCUGAGAGCCAUGAUGAGCAUUGAAGACUGGCUCAAAACGGAAGCCCAGAAGCAACGUGAACAGCUGCUCCUGGAAGAACUGGUGUCGCUGGUGAACCAGAGGGACGAGCUGGUCAGAGACUUGGAUAUUAAAGAGAGGAUAGCUCUGGAAGAGGAUGCCAGGCUAGAACGGGGACUCCGACAGAGACGCCAGAAGGUCAGCCGCAAGGAAAAGUGUCGUGUCAGCUGAGACAGGAGAGCCUUCUUGCCUCUUCUCCCUGCCCUCCCCCCCCAUGAUGACUAGGUGGGGCCAGCAAACACCAGCACUUCUUCCUCCCCAGAUGCCCCCCAGCCUUCACAGGGGCGCCCCCUUCUAUGCCAGUUUUGACUUCCCCCCUGUGCCUCUUAUUACCCACAAUUCUUUGCAGGCUGCCUCUGUUUGUAACUUGUGCCAAAGAGAUUGUGGGGUGCAGAGAGUCCAGAACGGCUUCUAGUACCCCAUUUCCAUGCCGUCCCAAGAACCGAUUCGGGAUGGCAUUUUUAAAGGGGCAGUGCCCAUGGACUCACUAGCUGGAGAGGGCAAAAAAGCCGCCUUAGGUUCUAUUUAUUUGUGUGUGCUUGCGUGAGUGAGAGAGCUCAUAUUUGGGUUUCAGCGGAUGCCUUCUCCCUGCCAUCUUUACAUUUUCAUGGAGGCUGUGUUUUAUUUUAUUCUAUUUUUUAAUUAUCAAUGUUCUUACUGAUGGUACAAAGUGCCUUGAACGCUCCUACAGCCAGACAUGGUCAUGGAAAAGUUGUAUUCUCUAUUUUUCACCACCCAAUCCCUCCCUGGUUAUUUGCACUAAAUUUGUACCAGAGUUUGAAAUAAAUAUAUCAAAAGACACAA
This is a messenger RNA of Hemicordylus capensis (graceful crag lizard), 5875 nucleotides long. It is a transcript of the gene EHBP1L1, whose product is annotated as EH domain binding protein 1 like 1. Gene Ontology annotation, molecular function: protein binding. The record is from RefSeq and is a predicted model, not a curated record. The coding region runs from base 314 to 5242 and encodes 1642 amino acids. The transcript is spliced from 20 exons. Lineage: Eukaryota; Metazoa; Chordata; Lepidosauria; Squamata; Cordylidae.